Lineus longissimus is the source of this 3969-nucleotide messenger RNA. Its product is annotated as peptide methionine sulfoxide reductase MsrB-like. Gene Ontology annotation, biological process: protein repair; response to oxidative stress. Lineage: Eukaryota; Metazoa; Nemertea; Pilidiophora; Heteronemertea; Lineidae. Gene Ontology annotation, molecular function: peptide-methionine (R)-S-oxide reductase activity. The record is from RefSeq and is a predicted model, not a curated record. Bases 121 to 606 code for a protein of 161 amino acids. Gene Ontology annotation, cellular component: cytoplasm. The transcript has 4 exons.
UUUUCUAAAAAUAGACUUGGAAAGUUUUGGUUUGUUAUCGAAAUAUUUUGACAGUUUUCUCGGUUUUUGAAUAGGGCAUCAAAUUAGACGUUCUUCCGCUUAGAAUUCUUAUGCUGGACCAUGAAUAUUCUGCGGAUUGUGAAAGAGGACGAAUCUCCUGUCAUUAAAAAGCUUGAGGCAGCAGCAAAACCAAACUUGUCUAAACCAUGCGAGAAGAAAUUCACUGAGGAGGAACUUAAAGCACGACUUACUCCGACACAAUUCAGGGUGACACAAGAAAAAGGCACUGAAAAGGCCUACUCCGGAAAGUACAUAAACAAAAAAGAGGAGGGAAUCUUCCAAUGCAUUGUCUGUGGUAACCAUAUCUUCGAUUCAGAUCACAAAUUCGCAUCAGGGUGUGGCUGGCCGUCAUUUUCAGAUGUCGAAAAUCUCGAUAAAGUCAAAUUAGUCAGGGAUACUUCACAUGGUCUAAAUCGGCUUGAAGUAUCUUGUGCAAAAUGUGGUGCUCAUCUAGGUCAUGUGUUCGAUGACGGUCCGAAACCUUCAGGAAUUCGAUACUGCGUCAAUUCAGCCUCGUUAGACUUCCGGAAACAUACAACGGUGUGAUUGUCGUCGUCAGCAUGAAUGGGGGCGGGCGUUUCAGUUAUCUGACAAUAGUGGUAUUACAAAAGUCAUGGAAUAUACAGCAUGAGGUCUAUCAAAUGGCCCCUUUGGAUCGGGGUUGAUCAGUCAUUUCUGCAUCAAAGUCAAUUUCAGGCUUAAGCGGAAAUUUUCUCGAAAUAGAGCAGGGCUCAAUAUUUUGUAUUUUGAAUUCAAUUUGUUAGCUACUAAUAGCUUGAAUCAUGAUUUCAUGUAAAAAGUAUGAUGAAAGGGGAUUUUAGCGUCAACAAAUCUGGUCUAAUUAGUAUGUUCUCUUCUUGUGCCAUGUGCAAUGCUUAAUAUCUUCUCACCAUAAGACUGUAUUAUUUACAUCAUCAUGCUCCUUUAACACAAAUUACCAUAUCUAAGCCUUCGACACAUACCUCAAAAGUACAGAUCUGCGUUCACUUUCCAUGAGUGCUUAGCUUCUUUGGAAAAAGACACUUCAAAAAUCUCUACAAAAAAUUCUGCAAUUUUCUUAGUUUAUUGAUCUGACCUCUGAAGAAUUGAGAAAAUUUUUAUAAAGUUGUGAUUUUUAUUAUAGUUUAAGUUUUUGAAUUCAGUAAAUAUUGUGCGUUAGUACAUUUAUUGUCUUUAUUCUUUGAGUAUUUAAAAAUUUGAACAGAAGAAUAAAACAAUCGAUCAGAAUUGAAAGAAGAAGUAUUAAGUAUUGAAUCAUUGACAAACGAAUUCAUAUUGGCGUCAUAUUUACUUCUUUGAUAUUUUAAAAAUUUGAACAGAAGAAUAACACAAUUGAACAGAAAUAAAAGAAGAAGUUUUGAUUGAUGAAUCAUUGCCAAACGAAUUCAUACGAGAGUUAUAUUUCUAUCCUCUUAGUUGUAGGAGAUUUCAUUCUGAAUGUGUGCAUGCAAAAUCAGCUUUUAGGGUUAAACAAGAUAAUGCAUAAUCAGUUACCUCAAAAAAACUCUUUGUUUGGCCUAGUUUUGAUGUUUGUGCUGUAAAAGUUAUCUUCAAGUUCUUUAAUUACCGAAUUAAUAUAUCAUAGUCAAAAUAUUGGUUAUAUGAAAUAGUAAAUUUCUAUGUAUUCUAUUUAUUCCAAAUCGUUUCAUAUUUUCUCACAGUGUCAUAUCAUUUUUGAUCAUGUCCAAUGUAAAAUGAAUUUAAAAUGUUGAUUUAUGCAUGUAUUUACACCCUAAACGGAACUGUUGUUAUCUACAUUGUAACAUGGUGGAUUAUGUAUUUAAUCAUCAGAAUCUCUUGUAGCUCAUGUACAUGUACCUCAACCUACUGUCAACAACAAAAUUUCUGAUGAGUGAUUUUCAUCUGGCACCAUGCAGAUUACUGAAUCACAGCUCAACACCAACCAAGUGGUUUAUUUGAUGUAUUUAAUGGUCAAAUCAUAAUAAUAUUUUCAUCAUUCUUGUUGCUUUAGUUAUCAUACAAAAGGGCAUUGAAGCAUAACAUAAUCAUAGUUUGAAUCUGUACACGCUAAGUUAUCAUUACGAAUACAGUGGAACCUCCCUUAGCGGACACCACUCUAUCAAGGACACUCUAAUUUAGGACACUGCGCUUGGUCCCAAAUUGGUCAUUUACAUUGAAUUUGACCUCUGUAAUGGGGUCACCUCUCAAUUAAGGACAGCACUUGUCAGUCCGAAGGGUGUCCCUAAUGGAGAGGUUCUACUGUAUUUACAUUGAGUCCAACAUUGCCAUCUUGAUGACAAUCACUAUGUUAUCAUAAAGCAUAUCAUCAAUUCAACUUGGGGUCCAUAUGAUAUUCAGGUCUGCAGCUAGCUGUUUGGUCGUGGGAGAAAAAACACCUCUGUCGGUCAGAAAAUUGGCCCAAAUCAGCAUGAAAAAAUGUUUUUUGGUGACCAGCCCCCUCCAGCUACAGCCCUGCUAUCACCCCACGUCCAUAACAAAAAAAAUGAAGAAAACAUGCAUGAAGAAUGUUUAUUAGUGGAUGAAUUAGGAGAUGAAUGAAUUAGGUUUGGUGAUUUGCAAAAUUUAUAUGAAAAGCUUUGCUGACUAGUUUGAGCUGGGUUGCUUCAAAUCUGCAUAGCGGGCACUCUAAUGAGUGCGAGGAGAUAUUUACAUGUAACAUACAGUCUCGGUAACCUAACAAGAAGUACUAACACACCUUGAUAGAAUCUGUUAUCUUUAAAGAAAUCUCAUGUUCUAACUUUUGAUGAUAUUGUGUCUUCAUUUUGUUUGUAUGUUUCUGUUAGUCUUUAAAAGGGGGCUACAGGCAGGUGCCAUGUAGGCCAGAUAAAUUACAGUUAGCUGCUAAUAGGUGUCUCUGUUAUCUCUUUGUACAUUCUACACUAUUCACACUUGUACAAGGAAUAUAUUUCCUUAGUCUUCUUUUCUGCACUUGGUGGUGUAACGGGAGACGAGGCCAUUCGAAUGACAAUUACCACUUGGUCAAAACCAGACCGUGUUCCAUAACGUAUCAGUCACUGGGAGACCACCAAUUCGGCCCCUAUAUCCUGCCUAUAGUUCCCCUUUAAAGUUUUGUUCUUCUCAACCUGUUUGUUCAGUGGAUUGAAUCAAAAAGUCUUUUGAUAUUUGAUGGAAUGUUGUCUUUAUUUUCAUCUGUUUUAUUUCAUUAUCUGAGUCUAUCCGAUAUGAAUACAUUGUACGCUGUUUGGUUUCUGUGAAACCGAGAUUCCAUCUUAAAUGCUGUGGAAAUGUUUAAUUUCAAAGGAUGAAAAGCUUAGAUCUUACAAUUGAAGAAGCUGCAUGUAUUUGCACAGUGGUGGUCAAGUGUCAUUUGAAGGGUCAACUCGGGCCCUGGAUUUACUUGGCCAGGAGGGUUAUACCUCUGCCUGCCACUUGUACGUAGGCCUAUGUGAAACAGAUGCACCAUAACCAGCUAAUUAGCGUCUUCACAGUUUAUUAUCAGUUCUUGAUAUCAAGUAUGUAAAAGGACCUUUAUACCUACUAGUAACUAGAUAAUGUUACUGACAACCAGUUCUGGCCUUGAAUUUGUCUGUCUGCAUUUACGUUCUUACUUUGAUGGAUCUGCCAAAUUUUUGGUUUUGUCGGAAAAAGCAUGAUACCACUUAUUGGUCGUAGAUCUAUGCUGGUUUCUGUUCAAUGUUAAUGAAUGAAUUGAUCUAUAAAGUACAGGCCACCAUCUCAGUCAGUUCUUAGUUCUACACUAUCGCCAUGAACAUGUAUAAUGUUGGCCGUGAACAUGUAUAAUGUAUCUCUAUUUAGUUGUUAAAGUAUUCAAAUUUGAUUUGAUUUGUUCUUUGUCUUUCAAUUUUUCUUUGGUGGUCUUUCUAAAGAGGAUACUGUACAUAAAGGACUGUUUUCUAUAUGAGGCUGUAUUGAGUUUUCUAUGGCAAUAAAGUUGAAUAAACUAGA